Apis cerana (Asiatic honeybee) is the source of this 3990-nucleotide messenger RNA. RefSeq lists its product as uncharacterized. NCBI's taxonomy places the organism in Eukaryota, Metazoa, Arthropoda, Insecta, Hymenoptera, Apidae. The record is from RefSeq and is a predicted model, not a curated record.
CGACAUUCCCGGUAAUUACGUAUUGUCUGUACGAACGCCGCCGCCGUGUCGCUAUUAUGCGCCCGUGUACACGCCACGGUUGCGAUACACACGCACGCACGCGUCCUCCCGCGUACGUGUGCGCAAACACGGGCAAACACGACGCCUAGCGAGAGGUCUGGAUGUACGUGUGCGCGACGGUUCCGUGAAACGUGUCACAAACACGUUCCAGGUUACCGAUAAAAUGGCGAGGUACGCGCCAAUUGGCUAGGAAGAGGCGACCGGGUUAGAUUCUUUCCGGGAUACGGUUGAAAAAAAAUUGGCCGCUCGCCGCGCGAGGCAAUUUAGCUUGAUUCCGCGACCCUCUGUGUUUCCUGACGCGCAUUGAUGGACUGAAUUUGUAGGUUUGUAGGCAUCCGUUUCGUCUUUGAUCGCGGUUUGAUCGGAAAAUUUUUUUUUUCGAAUUUUAGAUUAAUUUUUAUUUAUAGGGAAUUGGGUGUGAUUGCUUGCCAGGAAGGGUUGAAAUGGGAAAGGAAGAAGGAAUGAUAUUAAUUAAUUCUGCUUUAAAAUUCAUCGUUUGCACUUCUAUCGUCGCGAUAGAAAUUAGUAUUUGCACAAUGUGUCGAGUAUAAGUUGUCGAGUCACGGAGCAUUUCUAAUCUGUUUUGGAUCUGUAGUGGAUUGCACGUUGCGUAUCGCGUAUUCGUUUAUUUCCAUGGAAGUGAGUCGACACGCGUAAAAAAUGAUGUAAACUGCAAUCCAUCAAGAGGGUAGGUAAUCUAAAAAGUUCUGUUUAACAUCGUUAAACUAAGCUAAUGGCGCUAGAAAUAGAUGUCUGGAUGCCUCCGUUUUAUUACACCUAUCGCCUUUCUUCGUCGCUAUGAUUACGAGUUUAUCUGGAUCUCGUUCUCCUUAAUUGUCUCCCUGCUAUUUAUGUACCGCUGCACAAUGUUUGCGUGUGCACACAUUGCCGUGAUCAAAACGCGUGCAAAUAACCGAGAGAUUCAACCGAGCGUAUACCGCCGAGAAAGUUUUCUUGUUCCUCGAGACGCGAUUUGCGUCCGUGCCCUGCAAAAUUUUACGCGACGAUUCAUCCCCGUCCGAUUAUUUAUCACGGAGGAUUGCGUCGUGACGUACUUGACAUACUUUAUUAUUGUUUCGCGUAUCAGAUCCGAAGCCGUACCCGGUAUUACUUAUCUGCGCGUAUCUUACGCGCGCCGGGUGGAAAAAUAGUCGUAGCGAGAAAACUCGAUAAAUCUACUGCGUUUCAUCGUCAUUUUCCCGGUUAAAAAUCUCGCGAUUUAUCUCUUCGUAAGUUUCUUCUUCUGAACGAGGUUGAAAAAAAGAAAAAACGAAAACGGCCUUAGGAAGGUGAUCAGAGGCGAUAAAUCCUUAUCGAGAAACAGAACAAAAGUUAUUCUUGGAACGCGAUAAGGUGUGAGCUACGAUCAAGAUUUGUAAGUAAACGUAAAAUUCGCGAAGGGAAUUUUAAUCCCCGUGAAAAGUUGGCCGAAUUAAUUGAAUCCGUUGUUAUCGACGAUCAUCGUCGAUUGUCAAUCAAGGAGAGAAAAGAAAUCGAUGACUAACGAUCGGAUAAAAGCUCCCUCUUUCAGUUCUCGAUGAUGAUUCAGUAACCUAUUUCCUCCAACAAUACCGAUGAAGUGGUAGCUAACUUUACCAUUAUCGACAUCUAUGAGCCUGACUUUAUUCGCUGAACUACAGUUACCAGAUGGGGAAAAAUAGUCAUAUCAUAAGGAUGACAUUUAUGGGGACUCGGUAUGACGCACAUUCGAUCAAAUCUAGCGAUGUACUCUAUGCAUACUUGGACGUGACUAAACGAUAUUUCACAUCCAGUUAUCAGAAACAAACGGAAACAAUGUAUUGAGAAAAUUACACGUACAUACCAGAGUAUAAAACAGAGAAAAAAAGAAUCAAAGUUUUAGAAACAGGUAUUUACAUUAUUUCCAAACAUGAUGAUUUCCAAACUAGUUUCAUUUCUUCUAUUCUCAAAUUUUCUUGUACAUUUCGCUAUCACUGAACAUGUCGAUCGAAAAAAUCCCAUUGUACGCGACGAUUUUCAAUCCGUGUUGAUCAAUCCUAGACAAGUGCAUCGUUUGGAAACGGGAAUUCGAGACUUUUUCUCGAAAAUAGGGAAGCCUAUAAGUAAACCAAUUAUAUUAAGAUCAUCGAAAGAAGCCGAUGUGUUGUCAACGAUUCGGGAAAUAUGCAAGAAUAUAAGGAAGAGCGUAAUUGAACUCGUUAACGAUUUUGGAUUGAUCGAUAACGUUCAAUUGUACGAAAAUAGAUCGAGGGAAGAUCCAUUGUCCGAUGAUUGGUAUUCCGAGGUGUUGCUGCAAAGCGUGUAUACGAUGCUAGACUUGGGAAAUAUGAUUAAUGAAAUUACAUCAUUGACCGAUAUAUUUAAUAGAAAUGGAAACUCGAGUUUGAGAGGAAACGAGCAUCUGACAAGUAAAACAACUUCGGACGGUUUCAAAUUCCUUGGUUCGGUGGACGACGUGCUGGAAUUCAUCGACAAACUGGCUCAAUGCUUUUCAGAAAUGAACACGAAGAGAAACCAGAAAUGGUCCUCGAACGUGAUUCGAACGGCUUUACAUCUGAUGAACAAUGCGCCGAGACAGGCACUCAAAAAUAUGAAAUCAAAAGUAAACGACACUUUGUUGAGGAACGAUAUUCUCAGGUAUCGCGGCCAACGAAAACCGUGGCACGUUUUUCUUUGCCUCGUGAUCAUAAACAACGAUAGAAUCAAUUACGACGAUUGCGUUGAUGAAUUUCGACGUUUCGACGAGUGCCGGAACAGCGUGAGAUUGCGAUCGACGAGCGAGGCGUACAACGUAGACGCGAAAUCGUGGACGAAGGCUAUUCAAUGUUUGAGCAAUUGCACGGCCACGGAGAAUGAGAAGAUUUCCUGCAAAAUUGUUCGAAGAACACCAAAGAAGAUCAAAAGGAAGGUGAACUACGUGUUCGAGAGGAUCUUGGACAAGAGGAUAUCCAAAGGGACCCCUUUCCAUCGCGCUGUCAACGAUCUUGGGGAAAUUUUGUCGAAGAGCACUUGGGGGCAAAGAUUCAUCGAUGAAUUGUUCCAGUGUAUCAAUAUUUUCGAGGAUGGUAAAAAGAAGUUGAGGAAACUUUCGAAAUUUGUGGGCAAGGAUGACGAAGCUGCGAUAAAGCACAAGGAGAUCUCGAGAGCUUUAAAGUGGUACAAAAAGGGGGCACUUCUCAGAACGUUCAGGACGAUCCACAAAUUGCAUCGAUCCGCCAUUGAUUUCGAAAAAUUCUUCGCCCAAGGGAUGAAAGAGACUUUGAAGGAAACUUGGCAGAGCCACGUGAAUGUUUUAACACAUCUGAUGGACUGGAUGACCAAACUACUGGACCUUUACAGCGGUGAGAACUUGAAUGGACACGAACCGAGCUCGCCGGACAAGAGCACGUCGCAAAUCGAGUGGAAUAGCGACGAGGAUUCUGAAAAUAUCCAAGAAUUUGCAACACGUCAUAGAACAGAAAAGAUAAAAGAUGCGGACAACUCUAUGAAUAGCCUGGUGGAAUCUAUGAAUCAUUUAAGCAGAUAUCGAGACGUGGACAACAACAGUAUGCUGGUUUCUAUGGCCAAUAAUCUUCUACUGAUCGUGAUAUUCAUCGAAACUAUAGGCUUCGCUUCUUCAUUGUACGCUCUUGGACAAACCCCGAACGAAUAUGGUUCCUUAGAAAUCUACAACGGUUGGAAUCGUGAACGUAGAUCCCUGUUUCCCUCUCAAUACGAUCAAAUUAUCGAUUUUCCAUCGCGUGAUCAUCUUUUUGCAUACGAUGAAAAUUUCAUUUUACCAUUUUCAGAUGAAAAUGAUUGAUUCGACAAUAAAUUUUAAAAUUGUUUGAGAAUUUAAUUUUAAUCUUUAAUAUUAUAGUAUUAGUAUGGGUUCAAAAAAUAAAUUAGUUAUAAUAUUAUUGUACUGAAAUAUGUAUCGUGCGAAAUAAAUGUGUCUUCCGAUCUCCAAUA